Messenger RNA from Erythranthe guttata (spotted monkey flower), 852 nucleotides. Its product is annotated as non-specific lipid transfer protein GPI-anchored 21. The record is from RefSeq and is a predicted model, not a curated record. Lineage: Eukaryota; Viridiplantae; Streptophyta; Magnoliopsida; Lamiales; Phrymaceae.
CCCAAUCAAAAAAGAACAAAAAAAUAAAAAGAUAAAUAUAUAUCUCAAAAAAUGGCAUUCAAUUUCUUGAUCUUAGCUCUAUCAAUCAUCUCUACAACUACCCUACUCGCCCCCGUGUGGGGCCAGAUCACAACCCCGUGCACGCCGACAAUGAUAACGGCAUUCGCGCCGUGCAUGAAUUUCGUAACGAAUAGCAGCUCCAACGGGGCGGGCCCCACCGCAGUUUGCUGCAAUUCGCUAAAGUCACUAAUGAUCAACGGUAAGGACUGCGUGUGCCUAAUCGCCACAGGCAGCGUACCGUUCCAAAUUCCCGUUAAUCGAACCCUCGCCCUCUCUCUCCCACGUGCCUGCAACGUGCCAGGUGUCCCCCUUCAAUGCCAAGCUGCUGCUUCUCCAGUUCCAGCUCCAGGGCCUGUGGCAAAUGGACCAUCAGUUUCUCCUAAUGCAUCUCCUUCUCCCAGUGUUCAAGAGCUAGCUCCACCGGAAUCACUAUCCCCAAAAGCCGAUGAAGCUCCAACCGCUACAAACGAAGCUCCAACGAGCAAUACGGGUAGGGCUGGAGUGACGCCAUCAACGGCCCAGAUUCCGUACAGCGUUUCGCCUCUGCAUCUAAUGGCUGUGCUUGGAGCUAUUGCUUUGAACUACUACUAUUAGUCGAUCCGAUACGCGAUUUUCAAUGUUUCUUAUUGUAUUAGGCAAAUAUUCUUUUUCGAUUUUUUUUUUCUUUUUCAUAUUUAUUGUUUGAGUGAUUCGGAUUUGCGAGACGAGAUGCUAUUGUUUCGCCUUUUCUUUGGCAUAUGUAAUACUUAUAUUUUGGUGAAGUGAUACAUGAGAUUGUUUAUUUAUUUAUUA